CUUUUCCCCUCCUCUCUUUUUCUCUCACUCCCUCUUUCUCUCUGUCCCUGCCUGGCUCCGCUCGGUGAGAAGGGCGAGCCGAUGCACCCGGGCGUGAAGGUGUUCGUGGGCAACCUGCCCGAGGAGACCUCGCAGGUGGAGUUGCGCGAACUGUUCGAGGCGGCCGAGCCGGGCGAGGUCCUGCGGGUGGCCCUCAUGAAGCAGUUCGCCUUCGUGCACAUGCGCGACGACGCGUCGGCCGAGCGCGCGAUCCUCAAGCUCAACGGGCAGUUCCUGCACGGGCACCGCGUCGUCGUGGAGCCCUCCCGCCCCAGGCCCACGCACACCGUCAAGAUCUUCGUGGGCAACGUCCCGGCCGCCUGCACCAGCGGCGAGCUCCGCCUCCUCUUCCAGGAGUACGGGCCCGUCGUCGAGUGCGACGUCGUCAAAGACUAUGCGUUCGUUCACAUGGAGAAGGAUGAGGAUGCCAGAGCCGCCAUUGAACAUCUUAAUGGAAGGGAAGUCAAGGGCAAGAGAAUUAAUGUGGAACUUUCUAAUAAGGCUCAUAAAAGGGGGCCAGCUGGGCACACCGGCCAGCUGGGCAACAGAGCUGAAAAGAACAAAAUACCAACCCUGGAUAAACUCCAGCCCAGGAAUGACGCUUUGAGAUCCAGUAAUCUUGCUUUCCCAGCGGGAGGAUCAACUUAUUCUUCACUGGAGUAUGACUAUCAGCAGCGCCUGGGGAACAACAAUUUAACCAAAAUUGAUUCCCAAGACAGUCAGGCUAGGCAGGUAUCUCCUUCCUAUUUUGGAAGGGACAGAAGCCCUAUUAGACGCUCACCAACAAGAGCAGGUUACAUAAUUCCUAUGGCAGCCCAGCAAGCAUCCUACAGAGACCAGGCUUCUGCCUCCCUCGGGACAGCCUACAGAGACCAGCCUGCAGCAUCACUUGGGAUGGCUUACAGACCCCAGCCUACAACUGGGCAGGCUGCAAUGUACAGAGCCCAGUCCUCAGCCGUGCUUGGAAAUCAAUAUAGAGCCCAGUCCUCUGUUCCCCUGGCAACUUCUGGGACCCAGCCAGCAGCCUCAGCACUAACAUCCUACAGUGCCCAAGCAGCUGCUUAUGGAGCAGCACAAGUGGCUGCUUCUCAAGUCCCUUCUUAUGAGGCCCAGCCCACAACAACAUACGCUGCCACUUAUGGGGCCCAGGCUGCUGCAACAUAUGCAGCAGCUUCCUACGGUGCCCAGGCAGCAGCUGCUGCUGCUGCCCUCUCAGCAUCUUACGGGGCCCAACCUGCAGCCAACCAAGCAGCCUUGUACGGUACCCACCCUCUCUCAACACAGACAGCUUCAUAUGGAGUCCAGUCAGCUGUUGGCCAUGCAGCUUCUUAUGGGGCCCAGGCUGCAUCUGCCCUGCCAGCUGCAUAUGGGGCACAGGCUGCAGCAAACUUGGCGGCCGCUUAUGGUAUGCAGGAUGCAGCAGCAGCUGCUGCUGCUGCUUCCUAUAAAACGCAGCUCUCUGCUUCACUGUCAACAGCCUACAGAGCACAAGUCUCAAACCCAGCGGAGACAGCUUAUGCUGCACAGCAAUCCACUUCUGUUCCCUUAGCUGCAGGUUACAGAGCUCAGCCAUCAUACAAUGGGCUGACUCAAUCUGCACAACAGGCAGCCUCAUAUACAGCAUUGUCCCAGUCAGAAGCUGCAGCUCUCCAUCCGCCGUAUGAACGGACUCGCCUCUCUCCACCGCGUGGCAACCGUGAGGAUCUCUACAGAAAAGCAGCUGCAAUGAAUAAGAGGUAUGCAGCUAGACCAGUUGUAAUGCUUUUCACGCCAAUCGCACCUUCUGCCCAAGGAUUUUUCUGCACUUUUCAGAGGGGUUCAAAGGAGAACUUCAUUCUGUGGUCCCAUGGGAGGGAGCAGAGUUCCCGCUAUGACUUUAAAUUGGCAUUUAUUCGAAAGCAAGGAUGGGUCGGGAGUGGGGCUUGCUUAACCUUUGCUACACUGGCUGUGCCAUUAGUUUCUCUCUAUCAGAUCUUUCAAAUCUUUUCUGUGCUUUACUGUUUGUGGGGAAGGGAGCAAAUAUGGGCUGCGCUCUUACCAUUUCCCCCCGCCUGCACAUAUCUCUGGAUAAUUGUGAGUACGUGUUUGCAAGAAGGCUCUGCUACCUGACCAGAUCCCACCACAGAGAUGGGAAACUAGACCUUUGAGACUUGACUGAGAUUGCAAAUAAGAGUUGCACCAGCUUUAAUUCCUGGCAAUGAUGAGCAUAAUCCAUCGUUUUUGGUCACCUCCAACACCUCCAAGUCUUUUUGAGCCUUGAUACGCCUUAGCUCUUGUAUCCAUCUUAGAAACUAUUGAUUGUAGUUUUGUGAGGUCUGGGCCUCCUGCAUGGUACUGUGCUUUAUCACUGUUCUGAUGGGAGGCUCAAAAUUCUGCUUAAAUGGUGAAGUAUAAUUAGUAUUACAGAAUAGCUGAACCAUUGAGUGAUUAUUCCCCAUGUCUGAGAGAAGUAAAACGGCCCCAGUUGCAGCCAGACAAUGGAGGAAAGCUUAUUGUUUGGAUUCCUUUAGUAGGCUCUUUUCUGUGCUUACAGCUCAGCAGUCAUCUUCUGUGCGGGUAGAGGGGGGCCAUCUCAAUCAUAGUGUGCAUAUAAUGUAAGGCAUCGGCCAUGAGGGUUUUUUAUUAUUUAUCAAAUAUCUAAUG
Podarcis raffonei (Aeolian wall lizard) is the source of this 2682-nucleotide messenger RNA. RefSeq names its product RNA-binding protein 14-like. Bases 82 to 2148 code for a protein of 688 amino acids. Gene Ontology annotation, molecular function: mRNA binding. The transcript has 2 exons. Lineage: Eukaryota; Metazoa; Chordata; Lepidosauria; Squamata; Lacertidae. Gene Ontology annotation, cellular component: cytosol. The record is from RefSeq and is a predicted model, not a curated record.